Molecule: messenger RNA, 1691 nt
Organism: Drosophila rhopaloa
Lineage: Eukaryota; Metazoa; Arthropoda; Insecta; Diptera; Drosophilidae
Gene: Abd-B
Product: homeobox protein abdominal-B
Exons: 5
Coding region: 78-1586 (502 amino acids)
Biological process (GO): regulation of transcription by RNA polymerase II
Cellular component (GO): nucleus
Molecular function (GO): DNA-binding transcription factor activity, RNA polymerase II-specific; RNA polymerase II cis-regulatory region sequence-specific DNA binding
Source: RefSeq, a predicted model, not a curated record
CCCACACCCACGUACCCUCCGCCCACCCGCAUCCGCACCCGCAUCCGCAUCCCCAGGCGCAUCCCUCGCUACCCGCCAUGCAGCAGCACCACCUGCAACAGCAGCAGCAGCAGCAACAACAGCAGCAGCAGCAGCAACAGCAGCAGCAGGAGCAACAGCAUCUGCAGGAGCAGCAGCAUCUGCAGCAACUGCACCACCAUGCGCACCACCACCUGCCUCAGCCUCUGCACACCACCAGCCAUCACCACAGCGCGCAUCCCCACCUGCAGCAGCAGCAACAACAGCAGCAGCAGCAGCAACAUGCAGUCGUCGCCUCUUCGCCCUCCUCGGUGCUCCAGCAGCAGCAACAGCAACAGCAGUCGACUCCCACCACACAUUCCACGCCCACGCAUGCGGUCAUGUACGAGGAUCCUCCACCUGUGCCAAUUGUCGCCGUGCAGCAACAACAUCUUCCCGCACCGCAGCAGCAGCAGCACCCACAGCAGCAGCAGCAACAGCUGGCGACAACACCGGUGGCCGGCGCCCUUAGUCCCGCCCAAACACCCACUGGACCCUCCGCCCAACAACAGCAACAGCAGCAGCAGCAACAUCUCACAUCGCCCCACCACCAGCAACUGCCGCAGCAGCAACAGACCCCAAAUAGUGUUGUCAGUGGCGCCUCCGCGAGUCUCCAGCAGCAACAGCAGAAUGCUGCAGUCGCCCCUGGCCAGACACAGAUCGUUGCGCCGACCACGGCCAGUGUUUCUCCCUCCAGUGUUAGUUCUCAGAAGGAAGACAUCAAUAUGUCCAUCCAAUUAGCGCCGCUGCACAUACCCGCCAUCCGGCCCGGUCCGGGAUUCGAUUCGGACGCCUCGGCGGCGGUCAAGCGGCACACGGCCCCCUGGCCCUACAACGACGACUUCAACCAGUACCACGCCUCCGCGUCGACGUACUACGACCGCAAGCACAUGUUCUCCUACUACCCAGAGACCCAGUUUCAGCAGUACUGGCCGCCCAACUACCGCGCUGAUCAGACGACCUCCGCGGCGGCGGUGGCCUACAUGAACGACGCGGAGCGCCACGUGAGCGCCGCCGCCCGCCAGUCCGUCGAGGGCACCUCGACGUCCAGCUACGAGCCGCCCACCUACUCCUCGCCGGGCGGACUGCGCGCCUAUCCCAGCGAGAACUACUCCAGCUCAGGAGCCUCCGGUGGAUUGUCGGUGGGUGCAGUGGGUCCUUGCACGCCCAACCCGGGACUGCACGAGUGGACCGGCCAGGUGUCCGUCCGGAAAAAGCGGAAGCCGUACUCCAAGUUCCAGACCCUGGAGCUGGAGAAGGAGUUCCUCUUCAACGCGUAUGUGUCCAAGCAGAAGCGCUGGGAGUUGGCCAGGAAUUUGCAGCUGACCGAGCGACAGGUCAAGAUAUGGUUCCAGAAUCGCCGCAUGAAGAACAAGAAGAACUCGCAGCGGCAGGCCAAUCAGCAGAACAACAACAACAACUCGAGCAGCAACCACAACCACGCGCAGGCGACCCAGCAGCACCACAGCAGCCACCACCUGAGCCUCGGCCUGAACAUGGGGCACCAUGCCACCAAGAUGCACCAGUGACCCUUGGACAACAGCAGCGCGGGCGCCAUGGGCUUUGCCACCUACUAGCAGUUAGCCAACCCGAGUUCGGGGAACCCCAACUCGAAUCCCAACCCCAAUCCCAUG